Phragmites australis (common reed) is the source of this 895-nucleotide messenger RNA. RefSeq lists its product as uncharacterized. The record is from RefSeq and is a predicted model, not a curated record. The coding region runs from base 84 to 557 and encodes 157 amino acids. The transcript has 4 exons. Lineage: Eukaryota; Viridiplantae; Streptophyta; Magnoliopsida; Poales; Poaceae.
AAUCGCAGUCCCUUUCAACUCACUUUUCCUUCCUCACGCUCCGGCCGCCUUCAUUUCCACUUUGCAUCCAGAUCCGCCUAGCCAUGGAGUUCGGCUGGAUCCCCAGGGCCCAUCUUCCUCCGCGCAACCACAUGCUCCGAAGGCCGGUCCCGCCCCGGUCCGUCGUGCCGUCCUCACCCUGCACGCCCUCGCCUUACGGCCAAGAGGUCAGGGGGCGCGCGGCCUUGGCCUGGUGUUGCGCGGAUCGGGACGUCGUCGACUCCGACCGGCCGAUCUCGCAAUCGUGCGCCUUCGGCGGAUCCGGCACCACAGGUGCGCCCCAUCUUGCCCUCUUAUCUCGCCGAAGAAGUCUCCCAGGUCGCACUCUACCAGCAGCACGAUGCCAUCCCCCUGCUCUACAAGGUAGCCUCUCAAAAGGUCCUCGCACCCGCUUGGCGAUGCUUGCAUCUUGUUCAUCAUUUGGACUCGACGAUCAAGUUCGUUUAGGUGCGCUUCAAUCCUCCGCACAGCUCCUUGCGUCUGCGUCGUUGAGGUUACGUGGUACGGCGGCGAGUUAGGGGCCAGGAUCUGCUAUUUGGUGUCGGGCUUCCUCUGUGAAGGCCCAUCUAUCUUUCGCAACCGCGGUGGUUCGAUUCAUGUUGGCUCUAACGAGACGGGGGAGGAGGUGGAGUGGAUGGGCGGCAACGGCGCAGCGCGCAAGGAGGUCUUGGGCGCGGACUCCGGCGAGGACCUGAGUGGCUGACGGGCAGUGGCCACGGUCGCGGGAGCAGUUCGUGUACCAUCGUGAAUUGGUCCAAAACUGUGUUAGAAAAUGCAGGGUUUGAUCUCUUGCUACCAGUGUGAUGCGAUCUUGAUCUUACAGUAAAUAAUCUGCUCUUGUGGCACCUCAGGUUGA